GGUUUACUCUGUUGGUCACAUCUCUGGUGCCCAUUUUAAUCCUGCUGUCACCAUUGCUUUUGCCAUUACCAAGAGGUUUCCGUGGAAACAGGUACCGGCUUACGUAGCAGCUCAAGUCCUUGGAUCAACACUUGCAAGUGGUACCCUAAGACUAAUAUUCCAGGGGCACCAGAACCAUUUUCCUGGAACAAUUCCUACUGGAGAUCCCUGGCAAUCAUUUGCGAUUGAGUUCGUUAUCACAUUUUACCUCAUGUUUGUUAUUUCUGGUGUUGCCACAGAUAACAGAGCGAUUGGAGAGCUUGCGGGGCUUGCGGUUGGCGCUACGGUUCUUCUUAACGUGAUGUUUGCAGGGCCAAUCUCAGGAGCAUCAAUGAACCCAGCCAGAAGCAUAGGACCUGCAAUUGUUUCAGCCCAAUUUAAGCACCUGUGGGUUUACAUUUUUGCACCAACUCUUGGGGCUGUGUGUGGUGCUUUGGUCUAUAAUGUUAUCAGGUUCACAGACAAGCCUCUGCGUGAGAUCACCAAGAGUAGCUCUUUCUUAAAAGGCGUGGGGAACAAGUAACGGCUCUAAUUGUUGAUGAAGAAAUUAGAGAGGCAAAAAAAGGGCACAUUAACUAGUUAAUUAUGCACAAAAAGAAAGGAGAAACAAAUCAAGAUCAUUUUUAUGGUUUAA
Prunus avium (sweet cherry) is the source of this 673-nucleotide messenger RNA. The record is from RefSeq and is a predicted model, not a curated record. NCBI's taxonomy places the organism in Eukaryota, Viridiplantae, Streptophyta, Magnoliopsida, Rosales, Rosaceae.